Messenger RNA from Tauraco erythrolophus (red-crested turaco), 3420 nucleotides. Lineage: Eukaryota; Metazoa; Chordata; Aves; Musophagiformes; Musophagidae. The record is from RefSeq and is a predicted model, not a curated record.
UUCCUGUCACUAAUCCGUGUUUUGCUGGUUUACACCGUGGUGAACAUGGACGUUCAUGAAGGCAGAGGCAGGCAGCCAGAUAAACUAGUGGUGGUUUGGACAAGAAGAAGCCGAAGAAAAUCCUCUAAGGCUCAUAGCUGGCAGCCCGGAAUCAAGAACCCAUACCGUGGGGUGGUGGUAUGGCCUGUUCCUGAAAACGUUGAAAUUACCGUGACGCUCUUUAAGGAUCCCCACGCUGAAGAGUUUGAAGACAAAGAAUGGACGUUUGUCAUAGAGAAUGAAUCUCCUUCUGGACGCAGAAAAGCGCUUGCCACGAGCAGCAUCAACAUGAAGCAGUAUGCAAGCCCCAUGCCUACACAGACAGAUGUCAAGCUAAAAUUCAAGCCGUUGUCCAAGAAAGUGGUAUCUGCCACACUACAGUUCUCUUUAUCUUGUAUUUUCCUAAGGGAAGGAAAAGCCACGGAUGAAGACAUGCAAAGCCUGGCUAGUUUGAUGAGCAUGAAACAAGCUGAUAUUGGAAAUCUAGAUGAUUUUGAGGAAGAUAAUGAAGAUGAUGAAGAAAACAGAGUGAAUCAAGAGGAAAAGGCUGCAAAAAUAACAGAAAUUGUAAACCAGUUGAAUGCUCUGAGCAGCUUAGAUGAAGAUCAAGAUGCCUGCAUAAAGCGAGCAAAUAUGCCUUCAGCUAAAUCAGCCAGUUCCUCUGAAGAGCUUAUCAAUAAGCUUAAUUUUCUGGAUGAAGAAGAGCAAGACCUGGCCAACUCUAGCACGAACCCUUUUGGUGAUCCUGACACAGCAGAAUUAAAUCCAUUUGGAGACCCCGAUAUAGAAGAACCGGACACUGAAACAGCUUCGUCUUCAAAGCCAGAAGAAAGUUUCUAUGCUGACAAUUACAAUCCUUUCAAGGAUGAAGAUGCCCCAGAGUACUUGAACCCAUUUGAUGAGCCAGAUCCUGAGCCUGAAACGUUUGUAACCGUAAGAGAUUCUCCCCCACAACCUGCAAAAAGGAAAAACGUCCGACCAGUGGAUAUGAGCAAAUACCUCUAUGCAGAUACCUCUAAAGCUGAAGAGGAAGAGCUAGAUGAAUCAAAUCCGUUUUAUGAACCAAAAUCAAGCCCUGCUUUAAUUAAAGUUGCUCUACUGCAAGAACCAGAAAAGAAGAUGAAAAGAAAGGCCCCUGAACCACCAAACCUCUUGCCAAAGACAGAGACAAGCACGAGUGAGAACGUGUCAGCUGUUCCUGCAUCGAGGGAGCUUUCUUCUUCUCCUAAGCCAAGCCCAAUACCAAGUCCUGUUUUGGGGAGAAAGCCAAACGCUAGUCAGUCACUGCUUGUGUGGUGCAAAGAAGUUACAAAAAACUAUAGGGGAGUGAAAAUCACCAAUUUUACUACGUCGUGGAGAAACGGUUUAUCCUUUUGUGCAAUAUUACAUCACUUUAAACCAGACCUAAUUGACUACAAGUCCCUGAAUCCUCAAGAUAUUAAAGAGAACAACAAAAAGGCAUACGAUGGGUUUGCCAGUUUAGGAAUAUCGCGAUUGCUGGAACCUUCUGACAUGGUUUUGUUAGCAAUACCUGACAAACUGACUGUUAUGACCUAUCUCUAUCAAAUAAGGGCGCAUUUCUGUGGCCAAGAGUUAAAUGUGGUUCAAAUAGAGGAGAACAGCAGUAAAAGCACAUAUAAAGUGGGUAACUAUGAAACAGACACCAACAGUUCUGUUGACCAGGAAAAAUUCUACGCAGAACUGAACGACCUGAACCGGGAGCCUGAGCUGCAUCCACCGGACAGUGCUUUGGCAGACUUUGCUUCUCAGGAUGACUCUGUGUUUGUAAAUGACAGUGGUGUUGGUGAAUCUGAGAGCGAGCAUCAGACUCCCGAUGACCAUUUAAGCCCAAGCACAGCUUCCCCUUCUUCUCGCAGGACUCGAAGUGACACAGAUCCACAGAAAUCCCAGCAGAGCUCUGGAAGGACUUCUGCUUCUGAAGACAUUGGGAAGUGUAGCGGUACAGAUACAACGCAAGCGCAGCCUGCGUUGGGAAGGAAGAAAUUGCUGAUAGCUGACACUUUAGACUUGAGUGACUUGGCACAUGUCAGUGAUCAAAAAGAGGAUGUGUCUCCCACGGUUGCUUGUGAAGAUAACGACAAGAAGAGACACCAGAGCUCAGACAGUACCAUUGGUUACUCAGAGCAGGAAAAGCUGGGACGUAUAGGAUCCACAGAGAGCGCAAGAGGAGAUCCUGGUUCACCUGUCACAAAGCCGAGUUUAUCUCCUACUUCUAAGCUUGGAUACUCCUAUAAUAAGGACGUGGAGCUUGCAAAGAAACUGCCUCCUUCUCCGAGGCAAACAGAAUCUGAUUCUGACAACGAUGCCAGAACGGCUUUAAAUCAUGCAGAUCAAGCUGCAAAAACAGCCCAGCAACGAAUGUUGUCAAGACAGGAAGAACUUAAAGAACGAGCGAGAGUUCUGCUUGAGCAAGCAAGAAGAGAUGCAGCUUUAAAGGCAGGGAAUAAGCAGCUAACCAGUACGAUCAUCCCAGCCCGCAAUAAGCAGCUGAAUGAUCAGCAAGAUGAAGAGCGGCGUCGGCAGCUGAGAGAGAGAGCUCGUCAGCUAAUAGCAGAAGCUCGAUCUGGAGUGAAGAUGUCAGAACUUCCUAGCUACAGUGAAAUGGCUGCAGAAAAGUUAAAAGAAAGGUCAAAGGCAUCUGGAGAUGAGGAUGAGGAUGAUGAUAAUAUUGAGAUAGAUACUAACGAGGAGGUUCCUGAAUGCUCUGUUACUGGAGGUGGAGAUGAGCUUACUAACCUAGAAAAUGACCUUGAUUCAACGGAACAAAACAGUAAGUUGGUGGAUUUGAAGCUGAAGAAGCUCCUAGAAGCUCAGCCACAGGUGGCAAAUUCACUCUCCAGUGCUGCUCAGAAAGCUGUAACUGAUAGCUCAGAGCAAGACAUUAAGAAUGGAACAGAGGAGCAUCGUGCUGAGCGAUUACAAAAAGCAGCAGAACGGUUUAGAAAUCCCGUUGUGUUCGGCAAGGACUCUACCAUCAGGAAAACUCAGCUCCAGUCUUUCAGUCAAUACGUGGAGAGCAGACCAGAGAUGAAAAGGCAGAGAUCAAUACAGGAAGAUACAAAGAGAGGAAAUGAGGAGAAGGCUGCGAUAACUGAGACUCAGAGGAAGCCAUCAGAAGAUGAAGUGCUUAAUAAAGGGUUCAAAGACACCAGUCAGUAUGUUGUAGGAGAAUUGGCAGCACUAGAGAAUGAGCAAAAGCAAAUUGACACCCGUGCCGCGCUGGUGGAGAAGCGCCUUCGCUAUCUCAUGGACACAGGGAGAAACACAGAAGAAGAAGAAGCUAUGAUGCAGGAAUGGUUCAUGCUGGUUAAUAAGAAGAAUGCCUUAAUAAGACGAAUGAACCAGCUUUCUCUUCUGUAA